CCCUAGAUCUAUUAGUCACUUAAAAUUCAGUUUAAUUUUGCUUUUCCUCAACACACAACACACUUUUUUGUAUAAAUAACACAAUACCUAUAAUUUUAAUCCCCAUAAUGGCCCUGGAGUUUGUUUGCGGAAUGAAUCGCAUGCCCUUUAUGCGACGCUUUGAUGAUUUACAAACUGAAUGGCAACUGCAGCAGAUACGCGAGGCAACCAGUAAUUUCAAGAAUCCCUAUGCUCUAAUGGCACCACCUUUCGAAAACCCCGCUGAGAAUCUGCCAAAGAUCUUGGCUCACUGUGGCAUCGAGAUGAACUUUGAUCAUGGAACCACAACCUUGGGUUUCAAGUAUCAGGGCGGUGUGAUCCUUUGUGCCGAUUCCAGGGCCACUUCUGGUCAAUAUAUAGGAUCGCAGACAAUGAAAAAAAUCGUAGAAUUAAACGAUUAUAUGCUGGGCACCUUGGCUGGAGGAGCAGCCGAUUGCGUCUAUUGGGAUCGAGUGCUGGCCAAGGAGUGUCGUCUCCAUCAGCUUCGCUUCCGGAAACGCAUGACUGUGGAUACGGCGGCCAGGAUUAUUUGCAACAUUUCCACAGAAUACAAGGGAAUGGGCCUGGUUAUGGGCAUGAUGUUGGCCGGCUUCGAUGACGAGGGAGCCAAAUUGAUUUAUGUGGACUCGGAAGGGAUGCGGACACAUGGUCAUGUCUUCUCCGUGGGCAGUGGUUCCCCCUAUGCCUUAGGUGUCUUGGACACGGGCUAUCGGUUUGAUCUUACUGACCAGGAGGCUUAUGAUUUGGCCCGUAGAGCCAUCUAUCAUGCCACCAGCAAGGAUGCCUUCGGGGGUAUAGUUCGGCUGUAUCACAUCAAUGCUUCAGGUUGGAAAAAUAUCUCAAAUACGGACUGUUCGGAGCUUCAUGAUACCUACUAUUGUGGUGGGGAAAGUGGUCCAAAACGGGAUUCGGAGGGUGGCUCAAAAGUUGGUCAGGAGAAGCCCUGCUUCAGUGGCUGGACAAAGAGGAAACUACCCGAGGAUGUGCAAACAAAACUAGCAACUGUAUGAAAAUUAUGGAAAAGUAUGGAAAAUUUUAAAGGUCAAGGGGAUUUACUAAAUUAAAUGUGCAUUUUUUGUGAUAUUCGUGAGUAAACUGUAUGUUUCAGAAAAUGUAAAUAUAAUUAAAUUGAGAAAUAAA
Drosophila serrata is the source of this 1179-nucleotide messenger RNA. It is a transcript of the gene Prosbeta5R1, whose product is annotated as Proteasome beta5 subunit-related 1. NCBI's taxonomy places the organism in Eukaryota, Metazoa, Arthropoda, Insecta, Diptera, Drosophilidae. Gene Ontology annotation, molecular function: threonine-type endopeptidase activity. The record is from RefSeq and is a predicted model, not a curated record. Gene Ontology annotation, cellular component: proteasome core complex; cytoplasm.